Molecule: messenger RNA, 723 nt
Organism: Drosophila ananassae
Lineage: Eukaryota; Metazoa; Arthropoda; Insecta; Diptera; Drosophilidae
Exons: 1
Coding region: 1-723 (240 amino acids)
Source: RefSeq, a predicted model, not a curated record
AUGGAGCCUCACCAGACACCUACAGGAUCUGGACUACGCGGACAACAUCUCUGCCUCUUAGCUCAUAGAUUCCCCGACAUCCAAGCCAAAUGCAGUGACCUCGAAACUCGGGCCAAAGCAGCUGGACUCUCCAUUAAUGCAUCAAAAACUAAAGCGAUGCGGAUCCGCCACUCCCACCAAAGUAAGAUCACCAUAUGCGGAAAAAUUGUCGAAUAUGUCGACAGCUCUGUAUACCUAGGCACCGUUAUAUCCGCAAACGGGGGAGUGGAAAAAGUCAUGGAGAACCGUCUAAGCAAAGCCAGAUCUGCUUUCGGGAGAUUGCAACGCAUAUGGAGAAACCAGCAGAUCAGCAGAAAAACAAAGCUGAGAAUCUUCAAUACGUGCAUGAAAUCCGUACUGCUAUACGUAUCGGAAACCUGGCUGACAUCGCAAAGAAAGAUAGUGAAGCUGCAAGCCUUCGUCAAUAAGUGCCUUAGGAUCAUAUGUGGUAUAUUCUGGCCAAAUAGAAUAACCAAUAAUGAUCUGUGGCGCUGCACAAACGAAGCACCAAUCCAGCAGCAGAUAAAGAGAAAAAAAUGGAAAUGGAUUGGUCACGCACUAAGGAAAGAUCGAGACAGCAUAGUUAGGAUGGCCUUGGAGUGGAAUCCGCAAGGAAGCAGAAGAGUGGGACGCCUCAAGCUAACCUGGCGCCGAUCAACAGUACGCGAACUCGCUGAGCAAUAA